Molecule: messenger RNA, 852 nt
Organism: Aspergillus aculeatus ATCC 16872
Lineage: Eukaryota; Fungi; Ascomycota; Eurotiomycetes; Eurotiales; Aspergillaceae
Product: lignocellulolytic auxiliary activity family 14 protein
Exons: 6
Coding region: 1-852 (283 amino acids)
Source: RefSeq, a predicted model, not a curated record
AUGUUAUCCACAUUGGUGAUUCUUGGCCUCAGUGCCGUCACCAACGCGCACGUCGCCGCCUGGGCGAGAGGAAUGUACUGUCUGAACGGCACCUCCGGCACCGACGACCCCAACACCAACACGGCCGUCAACCCCCUAUAUAUGCUCGAUCAGUCCGACUGGUGGUUCCAGCACGACCGUAGCUGCGACAGCUUUCCUCCCGCAGACGGCGAUUUUCUCGAGCUUCCUGCCAACGGGCAAUUCACCGUGGAGCUGGCGCACAACCGCGCGCAGACGACGCUCUCGUACAAUGGCCAAUACGCGGGCGAGUGGCCCGACGGCAAUGACCACCCUGAAGACUGGUCGGGUCCCGGAAGCCCGCCUGACUGCAUCCAGGAUGACGGGGCGAUGCACACGCAGAACCAAUCCAUGGCUGCAGGAACGGCGUUCGCGAUCAGCUAUCAGAGCGACUUGACCCAGGUGACGAUGGAGAACCUUGUCGUCUUUAGUGUUUUGGAGCACACCCCGUGGAAGAGACUGGCUACGUACGACGUGCCGGAUCUCCCUGCCUGCCCGCCUGCUGGCUGCACCUGCGCUUGGCUUUGGGUUCCAAAUGGUUGCGGACAACCUAACAUGUACAUGCACGGUUUCAAAUGCACCGUGACGGGAGCCAGCUCGAUCAAGUCUCUUGCUGCGGCACAAGCUCCGGUCUACUGCGGCGAUGACUCAUCAAAAUGUGUCAAGGGCGCCAAGCAGAUGAUCGCAUGGAACCAACAAUCCGGUAACAAUGUGGAAACCCCCAGUGGGGUCAGUCCGGCCUACAGUAGCGUCUUAGGGUGGGAGAAUGGUGCCCAAAAUGAUAUCUUCAACUGA